Vigna angularis (adzuki bean) is the source of this 1323-nucleotide messenger RNA. RefSeq lists its product as uncharacterized. Bases 1 to 1323 code for a protein of 440 amino acids. The transcript is spliced from 3 exons. The record is from RefSeq and is a predicted model, not a curated record. NCBI's taxonomy places the organism in Eukaryota, Viridiplantae, Streptophyta, Magnoliopsida, Fabales, Fabaceae.
AUGGAGGGAAACAGGGAAAAUGAACAAGGAAGGCGUACGUUGGAAGAUUAUGCUUCAGUGUCUAUACCUACAUCUUUCAACAGUAUAGCCAGACCUGUGGUAAUCGCGGCUAACAUGGAAAUGAAGCCAGCAUUGAUACACCUUGUUCAAAGUAAUCAGUUUUCAGGAUUGUCACAUGAAAAUCCCUACGAUCAUCUGACAACUUUUAAUGAAUAUUGCAACACUGUUAAAAUGUUGAAUGUGUCAGAGGAGACAAUCAGACUUAGUCUUUUUCCAUUUUCCUUGGCAGGAAAUGCCAAGAAAUGGUUAAAUUCUUUUCCUGAGGGAAGUCUGACAGGCAAGCAAGAUAUAUCCUCUUUCCAACAGGAACCUGAAGAGACUUUGAGUCAGACAUGGGAUAGGUUUAAGGGAUUGUUAAGAAAGACUCCCAUACAUGGAUUUGAUGUCCCCACUCAAUUGAACCUGUUCUUAGGAGGUUUAAAAUCUCACACAAAAUUGAUGCUAGAUGCCUCAGCAGGAGGUAACAUUAGGUGGAAGACACCUGAUGAAGCUCAUGAAAUUAUUGAAAAUAUGGCAUCUAGUGACAAUGAUGUUCAAAGUGAGAGAGGACAAAAUCAAAAGAGGGGAAUGUUGGAGUUGCAAUCCCAAGAUGCCUUAUUAGCCCAAAAUAAAAUUAUGACUCAACAACUUGAGUCUCUGAUGAAAAAGGUAUCACAACUACAAAUCCAAAAUGUAUCACAGGCACAACAUACUGUGCAAGGGUGUGAACUGUGUGGUGGAGAGCACCAAAAUGGACAGUGUGUUAUUCUCACCAAUGCUAAGGAAGAGGUCAAUUACAUGGGAAAUCAAAGCCGUCAAGGCAAUUAUGGAAAUUAUAAUCAAGGAUGGAGACCUCAUCCUAGCAUGGGUCAGGCUAGUUCCAGUAGACCACCUCCACAGUUUCAACAACAACCCACUCUUUCUGAUAGGACAUCAAAACUGGAAGAAACUCUUCAACAAUUUAUGCAGAUGUCCAUAUCAAAUCAAAAGAGCACAGAUGCAUCUCUAAGAAAUUUAGAAGUUCAAAUGGGUCAGUUGGCCAAGAAACUGGAAGAGAAGCCUGUAAAUACAUUUGGAGCUAACACUGAACCAAAUCCAAAAGAGCACUAUAAAGCUAUAACAACAAGGAGUGGUAAAGUGUUAGACAGUGUAGUUGUGAGGCAAGAAGAUCAAGAGGAAAAGUUAAAUGAGGAACAGAAAGAUAAAGAAGAAGAAGAACUUGAUGUGGAAAUCAUGUUUUAUGGAGGAAUGUAUGAGUUUGGUGUAAUUUCAGAAGUCUCAUAA